AUGUGUCGAACAAUACAAGGGAUUUUGCAGAGCUUAAUCUGCACCCUGCAAAUGGUCACGCGGAUCUUCAUGACCUUCCUGCUCAUGAUUGAGAACAUGAUCAGAAUGCUCUUGCAGUCCCUGUACAACUUCAUUUCGACGCUGCUGCAAAUUUUGUCUCUAAUACCGAUAUGCUGCGUCUUCCUGUUGACGGCCAAGCUCAAGUGCUUGCUCUGCGGCGGCGGCGGCGGCGGCUGCGGCGGCGGGGGCGGCGGCGGCGGCGUGGUGGGGUGCUUCUUCUCCCUGCUGUUCUUCAUCACCUUCUUCCAAGCGACGCAGCAUUUCAACCUCGUGGACAAAAUGCUGAUGCGCGCGGGCUACGAGAAGAAGAACAGGAUGACCACCAAAGUGUGGAACGUGUCUGGCUACUACCGGCGUGCCGGCGAGAAGCAGGAGUUCGAAAUGGACGACAGCACUGAAGCGUACGCCGACAUCGACAGGGAAACCACCACCACUACGGAGAUUCCGUUGGAAAGUUUUCAGCCGGCGACAGAGCACAGUAAGGCCGGCAAUUGGUCGACCAUACUUUACUACUUACUG
Iphiclides podalirius (scarce swallowtail) is the source of this 579-nucleotide messenger RNA. NCBI's taxonomy places the organism in Eukaryota, Metazoa, Arthropoda, Insecta, Lepidoptera, Papilionidae. The record is from the annotation of a GenBank genome assembly.